UCAGUGCUCGAUCAACUACCUGUCAUCCGUUGUCCAACACCAACUCCCCAAGGACCAAACCAUUUCCCAAGAAGAUACUUUCAAAUAUAAUGCCCAUUGACAUCCACAGGUCGGCCUACGAGGGUCAAGCCCAGCUGGUCUCGGCUGCUUUGGCUGAAGAUCCCAAUCGAAUAAACGCACUAGACUCAGAUGGACGAACACCUUUGCAUAACUCAAGUUCGAGUGGCAGCUUGUCUGUUGUCAGAGUCCUACUUGAACAACAGGAACCCAAAUGCGAUAUCGAAAUUCCGGACGCAAUGGGCUGGACAGCAUUGAUUAUUGCAGCUUCUGCUGGAAUUACAGAGGUCGUAUCAGAGCUGAUUCACGCUGGUGCAAACGUCAACGCAGUCAACCAAAAAGGACAGACGGCAUUACAUUACGCCGCAUCGAAAGGACGAUUAGAGAUUGGGAGGUUACUAGUCCAAUAUGGUGCCGACAUCAACGCGAAAGAUCGAGCCAACCAGUUACCACUUCAUCGAGCCGCGUCCUCAGGAGCCACGCCAUUUGUGAAGUUACUUCUUGAACUGCCGAAUGCAGACGAAGAGAAAGGGACGGAGAGACCCAAAGCGAAGAUGAAUGUCGUGGACAAUGCUGGCCAUACCCCACUGCACCUUGCGUUUGAGUCGGGCCAUGCUGAGACGGCGUGUGUGCUGAUCGAAGCCGGCGCUAAUCGGGAGAGAUUGGACCCUGAUGGCAAGCGACCCGAUCAACUCGUCGAGGUCCUCGGCGACGUCGCUUCGAAAAGAAUCUUACAAUACGUCGAAGCUCGGUGCGGAAAAUUAGAGUGACUACAGAUCCCCCUGUUGGCUCUCCUUUCUCUUCUUAAUCUCGCUGUCAUCUCAUAACCUCCCACAUACAUUCUCCCCUCUGAUAAACUCGAAUAUGUAUGAUCCAUAUGACUUUUAUUCUUUCUCAACACACUUGUCCACUCACCUACGCGCGCCUAUAUAUAUACAUAUAUCUACACGGGAAAAUAUUCAUUACGAUCUAAAUGUACAUAGGCCUCAUAUACAUCAAUUUAUAUCUUGUGGUUGACUGCUCUACAAUCCCAAACUCUAAUCUAUCCCCUGAACGUUUCCCGUACUCAUUCUAUAACAAUCAAGUUUGUUGCUGAUCGUUGAACAAGUGGCUCCCUCCCGAACCUUUAUGAGAGACUACUACUAAGCUAACAUUAAACUCCACAUUAGAUUCGGCAUAUUAUAUCGACCAUCUUCCCCCCAACACAAGCCAAACAAAGAAGAGGCAAAAAUGCUUUGUACUGGUGGACUUAAGUAGCUAAAACAACAGAGUUGACAUUGGAUUCUCUGAUUCUGAAAUUGAUGGAUGUGUUGUCAAAUGACACGUCUCAGCUGCCAUGGUAGCUUUGCUCGAG
This is a messenger RNA of Puccinia graminis f. sp. tritici CRL 75-36-700-3, 1411 nucleotides long. RefSeq lists its product as uncharacterized. Gene Ontology annotation, cellular component: nucleus. The record is from RefSeq and is a predicted model, not a curated record. Bases 90 to 827 code for a protein of 245 amino acids. Gene Ontology annotation, biological process: regulation of gene expression. Gene Ontology annotation, molecular function: protein binding. The transcript has 7 exons. Lineage: Eukaryota; Fungi; Basidiomycota; Pucciniomycetes; Pucciniales; Pucciniaceae.